UUUCCGUGUGUUCUUCCGCGAUGGGAGAGCGGUAAAAACGAGCCGCUCUUUUCUCGAGAUGGCGGGAGAGAGUUUUCCUUCAGGGCAGGCGAGGCGGCAGGACAGGGACGCGGGGCCUCCUUAGGUGUUCCUCUUUCGCACGCACGCCAUUUUGAACCACCGCGGAGGAAAGCGCGGGUCUUGGCUAGAAGCACAGGCUCGGCCGGCGGCCCGGCGCUUCUUCCUUCCUCCCCUCUCACCCAAGUGCCCAGUGCUUGCUGGCGUGCAGAAAUCACGUUUCCAACUGUGAAAUAUCUGAGAGGAUGUUCAAAAAUGAAUAUCAGGGUGGCCCAUUUGUUGAAAUCUUCAGUGCUCAAGGCAAGAAUCCUGGAACAAAAUGGAAGAUUUUUGGCAGUCCAUCAGUAAUUGGAAAAGAAUUUGAUAAGGAAGUGAAAAGCUUCGUAUUUGUUUUGGAAGGAAGCAGUCAAACCAACAAGAUGCAGCUUCCUAAGGAAAUGAGGCAAACUCUUGGACUGAUACAGCAGUUUCUGGUACUUCAGAUUUAUGUGCCAUUGGGGCAAGACUUCUCUACUGAAUUGCUGAUAACUGAUUUAGGAAACAUUAAAAGAAGAUUGUAUUUAUCAACGGUCCACAAGGAAUUGUCUGUAACUCCUCUGCAUGCAAAAAUUCCUCUCUUUAUGAUCAAGCGCAAAACUUGGUGCAACCUUUGCGUUGACCUGGUAGCAUUUACUAGCGAGAUAUUCAAAGGAGCUGUUUUCCAGUCCUUGGAUGGCAUUAUUGUCUCAGCUAACUGUAAGCUGCGAAAAAUCUUCACACUGAAGUCAAAACCCCUGGACACAGCUGAUGAAGUUGAUGGGCCAACAGAUGCAAUUCCUCGAGCAUGUCAGUUAAAUUCAGAUGUACCACAAAUCACACAGCUUCUGAAUAUGAACAAGCUGCGCUCAUCUGGUCAAAAAUGUGGAAAUUGGCCCUUAACCUCACCAGAAUCAGGUUUAUCUCACUCUUCGCAUGAUCAUUCAAUGAACAGAGGAUCAACUACUGCACGAAGCACUAAGAAUCAAGAUGUGUCCCACAUUGCAUUUGGAUCCAAAGUUCUUGGGCCGCCUCCACCUUCAGGCCGAAGGUUCAGCACAAGGGCAUCUGGGGAGGUAACAAAAUCUGGGAACAUCAGAACCAACAGGUCAUACCAGCACUCAGUUUUGGAAAAAGGAAGGAAUCCAGUGCAAGAAAUUGGCAGGUGUGAACAAUCUCCCUCACCAUAUGAUGAGGCUGUAGUUCAAGAAAAUAAAGCGAAUAUUUGCCACACAACUCAGACUUCACAUGACAAGGUUGCAGAUGAAUGGAUAUUUCCUAACAAGGAGAGUUCUCAACUGGAUUCUGGCAAUCAAUCUCUAAUGUCUUGUGAAACAUCUUGUGGCUUUUUAACCUCAGCACUGAACGUUGACCAAGUAGAUGAAAGCAAACAAACAUCAGAAGACUGGCAUGAGGAUAUUUUCACCUUUUCCUCAAAACCUAGAUCAGCCCCUCAUGGGAAUCCUUUGACCCCGCUGUCAGAAAGCUGCAGCUGUUCUGUGGACUUAAAAGAAGAGUGCAGCCUCAACUGGCGAGGAGCCCAAAUGGAAGAUGACUUUUAUGGAAGUGAGUCCAGCAAAGAGGAUGAGAGCUACAGUGAAUUUCUGCAAGAUGUUCCAAAUAUUCAGACAAGACACUUUAUAUCAAGGUCAUCUGAACCAGUAAUUACCAAAGAAAUUCCACUGAAAAUGACAUCAACGAGCCCGGAGCACUGGACAAAUAAAGGGUUUUCCAAGCACAGCAAUGAAGAGAACUUACCACCAAGAACAGAAGAUUUGGUUGUGAUGACCAGAAAAGCAAAUAACAGUCAAAGAAGCUUUUCGCCUCCUCUGUGCUUGUGCCCAACUAAAAACAUAUCAGGGUCCUGCAAAGAAUCAACUGGUAGGAGUAUAUCUAGCAAUCCACUGAUAAUUUCUAUAAGUAGAAAGUCCCUUAAAGAGAUGCCAAGUGACAAUUCAAAUCCAGCAGUACAAAAUCAUGUAUAUGACUGGAGAAACUACCAGCCAAACAGCAUGAGUGCUUCAGAACUGCAGAUGUUGGCUAGUAUGAAAAGGCAGCAAAAUGAAGAGCUGGAAAAUAGCGGACUUUCACAUGGGCUGAGUGCAUCUCAAAUUGACAAUUGUAAUGUCAGCCUCAGCGCAAGCAGCGAUGACACGACAACUUGGAACUCAUGUCUCCCAGCGCCAAUCAAUCAAGGGUGUCACUAUCAGAAAGAAAUGAACCCUCUUUCCCAUUCCAACCCACGGGACUGGUUAAAUGUGUUCAGCCCUCCUAUAAUUCCCCCAAGCCAACAAUUGGCAGAACGUGCUGAAAUGAAAGCAAAGUUGACCCCUCAAGGUGGAGGCAACUUUGAGGUAGAGGAAGAUGAACUGGCUCUCUUGUACGACCCAUGCCUAAGCUGCUAUUUUGAUCCUGAAAGUGGGAAAUACUAUGAAUUGGCAUAACUAUUCCCCAGGCUACAGAGCAUUAACCCCAGGACAAUUCCAGCUCUCAGUCUUUUAGUCGCAUUCUCUUUUCUAUUCUGUAGUCCAAAACUUUAUAGUGUUUACUAUCUGCAGACAGUCCAAUAUGCUUGUAAAUAAUACAGAAUCUUAUUUCCGUAAAUUUGUGCUAUUUUAAGAGACUUGCUUAAGAAGCUUUGGUUGGGCCAGCUGACCUUAUGAAAAAAUAUUGAAAUGUGUAUGUGAACAAAUAACACUAAAUCAAAAAUGUUUUGUGAGGUUAAUUUCUGAAUGACGGUAUGAUGGACUUUUUUCA
Messenger RNA from Eublepharis macularius, 2829 nucleotides. RefSeq names its product CFAP20 domain containing (gene CFAP20DC). The record is from RefSeq and is a predicted model, not a curated record. NCBI's taxonomy places the organism in Eukaryota, Metazoa, Chordata, Lepidosauria, Squamata, Eublepharidae. Bases 303 to 2516 code for a protein of 737 amino acids. The transcript has 16 exons.